UAUCAAACCUACAUUCUAACAAAAGAGAAAAUGGAUGAAAACAAUAGUGGGAAUAACGAGCGACAUCUUUUCCACGCGACAUCAUUUGAGCGCCUCGAGCUCAUCAAUUUUCAUGGAUUCAAAAGAAACCAAAAAAAGAAACACGGUGAGUUAAUUAUUAUUAGAAUAAUCAGUGUCAGUAUUUAGUGAAGUGAACACAUGAUCGUGAUCAAUUCAGAGUUCAAUGCUUUGCUUCGUUAUUAGGGUACAAUCCUUGCAACUCAAGUUUUCGUUAAUGACAAAAUAGAUCUCGAACAUUGCAGUGAAACCAUUCGCCUGCUGCUUUUGGUUCCACUUGAAUUUUGAACAACUUGACGUCAUUUCUAUCGUCGAUCAGUAGGAGUACAGACCAUGGAAAAUUGUUGAUGAUUUGUUAAUUCUAAAAUGUUAUUGUUUAUAGCAAAGCGUUAUGGGAAAGGUGUCUAUUUUGCCAGAGACGCAAGCAAAAGUAUGCUCUACGCAGACCCUGCAGGUGAGCAACGCUACAUGUACAUCGCCAGAGUCUUAGUUGGACAUUACUGUCAAGGUGAAAAAGAAAUGAAAGCACCCCCUCCACGAAAUAGCACCGGGAGGCUAUACGAUUCCGCAGUUGACAAACCAGUAGAUCCUGAAAUAUUUGUGAUAUUUCACGACACGCAGUGUUACCCUGAAUAUCUAAUCACCUAUAAGUAGAAUGUAUUAUAGUAUACUGAAAAUGUUGCAUCCGCUUGGGCCACGCUCUAACAAUUUUGGUUCUAUAGAGCGCAAUUGCAGGCGUAUUUUAGGGACGAGCAAAAAUACUUGUUUAUGUUCGUAACGCUAUAGCCGCCAUCUCUAAUCUUUUGGCAGAGGAAGUUUGGGGAGAGUAGAAAUACCUUUCAACAUGGCGAUUAUGCCACAGGGAGCCCAGUCUCUUUGGGAGCUAAACUUUUGCCAGCAUGUUAUGUUUGUGUUGUGUGUUUUAAUGAACAGUAAAUAAAUGGUAAAGGCCAUACACGAGGUACAAUUUUAAGAGUGAUCAGCAUCAAAGUUCUCCCUGUGCUGUCAAUGCCUUAUAAAACAAAUGGGUGACAAGAAUUAGGGGCGUGAUCGCACAGGAUUAAUCGAUCUGGUUGAAGGGUUACACGUAAUUCUAAAACUCUCAAUUAUUUUGCCGCCCCAACCAAGUAUGCUCAGCGCCCGAAUUAAGAAUUCUGGACCCUUAAUGUUUAUUUAGCAUUUCACAAUGAAAAUAAAUCCUCGCCAGAUCAUAGCUCUGAUAAGUUGAAGGUUUAAGAUUCUUCAUCCUAAGUUAGUCAUAGAAGUAGUCACCCGCUUUUCUCAUUGUGAAAAGCGGUCUCAGGGCACUGGCGUAUUGAAAAUUGACCUUUUUUGCCCAUUUAACAAUGGCUAUACUG
Messenger RNA from Porites lobata, 1415 nucleotides. NCBI's taxonomy places the organism in Eukaryota, Metazoa, Cnidaria, Anthozoa, Scleractinia, Poritidae. The record is from the annotation of a GenBank genome assembly.